Molecule: messenger RNA, 1960 nt
Organism: Siniperca chuatsi (mandarin fish)
Lineage: Eukaryota; Metazoa; Chordata; Actinopteri; Centrarchiformes; Sinipercidae
Exons: 5
Coding region: 170-1042 (290 amino acids)
Source: RefSeq, a predicted model, not a curated record
GUCAUUCGUGGGGAUUUGCGUGAAGGGCGCGGUGAUGUGUAUCCGCGUGCAGUCUGCGGUCCACCGCCAAAUUCAAACAGUGAAAGAAAGAAACCACAGCAACAGGCAGCUGAAGUAGAGAGGACAGACAGAUUAUCACAAGUGAUACUUUCAGGUAAGCUCAGUCGUCAUGGCCUCUUCAGUGAUGGAUGGAGUUGGUAGGGCUGUGGUGGGAGUCUGGCGGGCACAUACAGUCCUGGAUGAGUCUGACGGGACAGAGAGCUCCCCAGAAGCCCCCGAUCGUUUCCGCAAGCUUCGCUCCUCGUCUUCACUAAACUCUCUGCGAAUGUCUUUGCGCAAGCGGCUCCCGUUACGUUCUGUUCAGACCAACUCCCUCCCAGAGAAUCCAACUUGGGAAACCCUGAAGGAGCAACCAAAACCCAACACAGUCCGCAAACUCACUCGCAAUGCUCGGAACUCCAUCACUGGAGUGUAUCAGAGGCUGCAGAGGACUAGAGAGUUUGCACGUGAGGAGUGUUUGGUAGCGACCCCGGGUCAGACAUGUGAUGGGGAAGAAGCUGGUGCGUCAACUUCUCGCACCCCAAGACAUACGCCUGGCCGAGCUGCAACACCCAGACGCACCCCCAGAUCAGCAGCCACACCCGGACGUACCCCAGGCUCUAGAGGAAGAAGGACUCCCGAGGGUGGCGUACGGGGGGUGAAAACAAGAGGAGGCAGGAGGCAGCUGGUCCGCAUGGCUGCAUUACGAAGUCCCUUUGCCUCCCCCAACACACAGAACCAGAGACUAAAGUUUGACCGAGAUUUGGAGUCAGUGUCCAGUGGACUAAAGAGGCUCAAACACCUGUCCAAAGCCUUUGAUGACAUAAUUGGCAGAGACGACAGAACCAGUACAAGGGAAAGUUCAGGAGGAGUGAUAAUGAGAAAGUUGGACCCCAGCGGUAAACUCAGCCGCUCAAACCUCACACGUCGAGCCACGCACCUCUCAAACACAGUGGGAGGUUGGGCCCACACAGCUGUGAACACUAUUCGCAAACCCAACUGAACAUGUAAAACACAGGACCUUUUGUAGCCAUGUUUCACAUUUAUCAUUACUGAGGUAUCACUGUUACAUUUACAUGUAGUGUUGUCAUGAUACUGGGAGACUGUUACAUGGCAGCUUGUCUUCUUAUUUUAUCUAUAAUGUGUAAUUGGCAACAUCAAGUAUUUCUUGUGUGUUUACACGUCUCAGGUUAGCUAGUGGGUAAAAUAUCCUUAAUGUAGCUACCAAAGGGAUUUUUGUAUUGUGGUGUGUGUACCUGUCAUAGCUGCUACAACCAAAUGUCUUAGUUAUAUUUUCAAUAUACUAAUAUUGUAGUUUGUAUUCUCACUCUCUGCAUAGAAACUUUUUGCUGUUUUCUGAAAUUGACUUUAAAAGAAACGCUGCAUGAGAAUGCAAAAUUGUAUCAGCAGAACUAACACUAAAUUUACUGACAGAGGGAAGAUGCGUUUUCCUGUAUUUUAUAUGUAUGCAAUAAGGUUACUAACAUAUGUUAUGAGUUUUUAAAUGUCAUUUAAUAAUGCCAAAUUGUAAAGUGUAUUUUCUGUGAAAGGGGACUUUUUUAUAUAUAGCUUAGGCGGGAUUUUCAUGGGAUUUUUUUUUUUUUUUUUUUUUUUCAUAUGUUUCUUAAUGGCCUGUGGAUGAUUCAUGCACCAAUACUGUUCUCAUAAAUCAUUUGAUAAUGUGAUGGGGGAAGAUGUAACGACUCAUUACCUGAUGACAACUAUUAUGUUAUAAAGCCAUAUCCAGCAAGUUAUUAGCAUAGUGACUGUCAAACAAGCAGCAUCAAAUUAAGCAAAAUAUUCUUCUGUCUGCCAUUUCAAUGUAUUUGUACCCCCUUUUCUGCCGUAAUGAGAAAAGGGGAGACAUCGUACCUAAAUGUGAACAAAAAUUGUAAUAAAACCUGUAAGCUUCAACAACCCA